AUGGCUAUGAUUUUGAAUGAGCGUGAAACCAGUUCGGAGAGCAGUGCGCAGGGCGAACAGCCGCCAGACAGCGCCAGCUGGGAGAGGUACUUGGAAAGCAGAAGCCUUGUUCUGCAGUUCCUGCACUCCGACCUGAGCCCCCACCACCUCCAGCACCACCAGGACAAAGUUGAGCUCCUGAAGAAGAGCUCCUUCUACUUGGACAUUGAGCCCAAACACGUGUACGUGAGAGACCAGAACCACGUGAUGCAUCGCACUGACAUCUUGCAACUCAUCGACCCCUGCCAACUCCAGAGGAUGAAGAAGGUGGGAAAAAACCAGACUGAAAUCCAGCUGUCGCUUUUAACUGAGCUGUUAGAACAGCUGGGGCGAGGUCGGGAGGAGCUGAGCUGCUACGUGGAGACCUUUGACAUGAUAACUUUCCUCUCCCAGUGGGACUUGAUUAUGCAGAGAAUGUCCAAGCUCUCCGAGUUUAUGCAAACUCUCCUUUCCUUGCAAGUGCCAGGAAAGCUCCACGUCAAGCACCGUUUGGUGUCACAUGCAGAUCUCAGAGGCACUAGACUCCCCAACAUUAGGCUUUCCCUCUGUACAAAGAUGCCGCUGAUUUUUGAUCGAAGAGAAUCAUUUGCACAGAAGGACUGGGCCCAGCUCAAGUGGUUUACCGAAAAUCAAGAGUCACACCUUGAGCAGUAUGAACUGCACAUCACCUUACUGACAAACGGGAGUCAGACGGAAGCGGGGUACGGUAGGCUGCAGAACGUCACCUCCAACACGUGCGUAGUGCAGGGCCUGCAGCCGGGCAGAUCAUACGAAUUCACAAUUAGAAGAACGCACACUCACACAGUCGUCUUUAACAAAUGGCACGACAGCAUUAUAUUGAAGACAAAAACUGACGCUAUUGAAGACGUGGACAGCAGCUCUUGUGCACCAGAACCAUGA
This is a messenger RNA of Pelecanus crispus (Dalmatian pelican), 939 nucleotides long. RefSeq names its product fibronectin type III domain containing 11 (gene FNDC11). The record is from RefSeq and is a predicted model, not a curated record. NCBI's taxonomy places the organism in Eukaryota, Metazoa, Chordata, Aves, Pelecaniformes, Pelecanidae. Gene Ontology annotation, molecular function: protein binding.